This is a messenger RNA of Daphnia pulicaria, 1400 nucleotides long. RefSeq names its product fatty acid CoA ligase Acsl3-like. Gene Ontology annotation, biological process: long-chain fatty-acyl-CoA metabolic process; long-chain fatty acid metabolic process; neuron differentiation. Lineage: Eukaryota; Metazoa; Arthropoda; Branchiopoda; Diplostraca; Daphniidae. Gene Ontology annotation, cellular component: endoplasmic reticulum; plasma membrane; lipid droplet. The record is from RefSeq and is a predicted model, not a curated record. The transcript has 7 exons. Gene Ontology annotation, molecular function: palmitoyl-CoA ligase activity. The coding region runs from base 1 to 1098 and encodes 365 amino acids.
AUGUCAAUGACCAACUUUUAUGACUAUGAAAAGGCUAGACCAUUGAACCAUGGAGAAGAGGACUUUGUGGUCUACAGAAGUGUCACUAAAAUUAGUAAUGUCCACGCCAAGUUUAUCCAGGACAAACUGGAUACUAUGGAGAAAGUGUUUUGCUUCGCUGUCAGUCAACACAAGAACAAACCUGCCCUUGGAACCAGAGUCAUCAUUUCUGAGGAAGAUGAAAUGCAACCUGAUGGAAAAAUCUUCAAAAAAACCAGAGCUGCAUGGCUCAUAUCUGCCAAUGGAUGCAUGAAGCAAAACAUGCCGAUUGUCACCCUCUAUGCUUCUCUUGGGGAUGAUGCACUCAUUCAUGAUUGUGAUGGGAGACCCACUCAAACCUUUAGAAAUGGAGUUAGAGUCCGUUCUUACCAGGAAGUGAUUCGACGCGGCAGUGAAGCGAGCAAAUCUGGAAAGUUCUCUGGCGUUUUGCACUCACCCAAACCCGGUGACACGGCGAUCAUUAUGUACACGAGCGGUUCAACUGGAGCGCCAAAGGGAGUCAUCAUGAGCCAUCAGAAUAUCGUCAACGCUAUGCUGAGUUACACUGAUGUCGGGCCUUUGUACAAAAACGACGUUUACAUGGCAUUCCUCCCGUUAGCUCACGUCCUAGAAUUUAUUUCAGAAAGUUUAUGGAUGUUGUUUAGAAUUCCAAUCGGAUAUUCGACUCCGCUGACAAUGACGGACGAGUCUAGUAAAAUUCAACGCGGCUGUCAAAGUGACGCAUCUGUUCCUCGACCCACGAUCAUCGCUUGCGUCCCGCUCGUUCUCGAUCGCAUCCAGAAGAAAAUCAAAGAGAAAAUCGAAGGUGAAAAAAGGCAAUCUUCAAUUUGGCCAUGGAGUACAAGAAUGAAUGGAUUGAUCACGGAUACGACACUCCCAUUCUUAAUUCGACCCUGUUCAAGCCGAUUCGAGCAUUCCUUAGAGGUCGCAUCAGGCUCGUCUUGUCCGGCGGAGCUCCUCUGGCACCCGAAGAGAAGGUUUAGUCCAAUAAGCAAGAGAGGAGCUUGCUUCAGUGGACACCUUCAUACGGUUUCGGCAUUGACGGUAAUGAGCAACUAGACGUUCCACCCAACGCUAGUAACCUCGAAUACGAGGUAGAACUCACGAGCUUUGCAGCAAAGAACAAAGGGACCUGGAGCAUGGACGCUGUCGAAAAGCUGGAACAAGCUUAACUCUGCAAAGAAGAAGGAACCAAUCAUGUCAAAGAACAGUACUCCGAGUUUGCCACUCUACUGGAGUUUGCAAAAAAUAAGUUUUGAUUUUCGCAACAAUUUUAUUUAAUUUUCUAGAAGUAAAACAUUCAUGGUUUUGAUAUGUGUGAUAAACUGUUAAAAUUAAAUAAAUUGUUUUCUACUGCCAAA